This is a messenger RNA of Pichia kudriavzevii, 264 nucleotides long. RefSeq lists its product as uncharacterized. Gene Ontology annotation, cellular component: ribosome; cytosolic small ribosomal subunit. The transcript has 2 exons. The record is from RefSeq and is a predicted model, not a curated record. The coding region runs from base 1 to 264 and encodes 87 amino acids. NCBI's taxonomy places the organism in Eukaryota, Fungi, Ascomycota, Pichiomycetes, Pichiales, Pichiaceae. Gene Ontology annotation, biological process: endonucleolytic cleavage to generate mature 3'-end of SSU-rRNA from (SSU-rRNA, 5.8S rRNA, LSU-rRNA); translation; endonucleolytic cleavage in ITS1 to separate SSU-rRNA from 5.8S rRNA and LSU-rRNA from tricistronic rRNA transcript (SSU-rRNA, 5.8S rRNA, LSU-rRNA). Gene Ontology annotation, molecular function: structural constituent of ribosome.
AUGCAAAACGAUAAGGGUGAAUUAGUUGAAUUAUACAUUCCAAGAAAGUGUUCUGCUACCAACAGAGUCAUCAAGGCUAAGGACCAUGCAUCUGUCCAAAUUGCAGUCGCUAAUGUCGACGAAGAAGGUAGAGCUAUCCCAGACUCCAACACCUUGUACGCAUUGUCCGGUUUCAUUAGAUCCAGAGGUGAGGCUGACGACCAAAUCAACAGAUUGGCCCAACAAGACGGUUUGAUCCACAAUGUCUGGUCUUACUCUCGUUAA